UAAAUUUUAUAUCUCUGAAGACGUACUCUGUCUUUAUCCUCACCUAAUAUUCACUAAAUGCAGAGCUUGUAAGGGUUUGGUUUGACUCGAAAAAACAACCUCCCCAGAAAAAAUGGGUCGAAGUGUUCCCAGGUAGGUUUAAUCUGGUCAUUUCGUUAUAUAUUUGUGAGUAGAUUAUGUCCAUCUACAGUGAGAUAAGUUCGGCCUGUUAACUAUGUCAAUCGUUGGUGAGGAGGAAUGGAUGGAGGAAGUGAAACGCGAGCUCACUCUUAAGAAUAAGCCCUAUAAGGCUUCUCCUUGCAUUUUCAGUGCAUCAACAGCCUUGUUGAAGGAAUAUAAAGAUGCGUAUGUGCCUCAGAUUGUUUCCAUCGGCCCUUACCAUUUCAGAAAAGAGCACCUCAGAGGAAUGGAAACAUUCAAAAGCGAAGCAGCACGUAGACAGGUUGUAAGAAUUCAGAGCGCACUUAGUUAUCCUCAAUUUAACUUCGAGCAAGUGAUUGAAAAAAUUAGAUGGAGGGAAGAGGACAUAAAGCGCUGCUAUGAUAAGGGUACACCAUUAAGGGGUGAAGUUCUGCUUUGGAUGGUGGCGCGGGAUGCUUGUUUCAUUCUUGAGUUCUUCAGAAAUCACCUCUCUGGAUUGCAAGAUGAUGAUAUUUUCUGUAGAUAUGAUUAUGUAUUUCGGCCUAUGUAUCAUCCCAUUUUCGGCCCCCAAUCGGAGAAUCCUGGGGUUAAGUCCGCGAUCAUGAAGGAUUUAAUCAAGUUAGAUAAUCAAAUACCACUAUUUAUCUUGCACGAUGUUCUUGAUAUGGAGAUGAGGGAUUCCCGAAGUGAGCUUGACAAGUUGCUGAGGAAAGUGUUCGAUAAAUUCUACUAUCGGCCUUUCGAGUUUUGCGCACAGGGCGAAUCACCGAGACAGGACCAUAUCCUUGAUAUAUAUCACUACUUUUGUCUUGGGGUUGUGGCAUCCGGAAAUAAAAACGAAGUGAAACUCAACGUUUGUUGCUCGUGUUUUACAGGUUCAGAUGGUGGUCAGAGCUCGUGUUUUGGAUGUGCUCCCCAACAAUCUGAAAAUUUACAAAAUCCCUCUCAAUCAAAGGAGUGGCGAGUGAAAGUUCCAUCUGCAGUUCAACUAAAGAAUGGAGGAGUGAAAUUCAAGGCCAAUGGUAAAAAUGUGGUCGACAUCAGAUUUCAGGGAAAAACCCUCACUUUGCCUUCGCUAAAAUUGGAUGUGGACUCAGAAAUAUAUAUAGGAAAUUUAGUGGCCCUGGAGAAUUCAUCUCCGUACUACAAGAGCAAAUCAAUGACUUCAUACAUAAAGUUCAUGUAUGAGCUAUGCAAAACAGAGAAAGGAGUAGAUGUGAUGAGAGAAGAGGGCGUCCUUGCUGGUAAUCUUUGGCAGCACUCUGAUGCCGUCCGAGUCUUCAGCUUGUGUAAGCAAUCACCUUUAUCACGAAGCCAAGAUUUAUUUGAAAAGACGAGGAGAAAACUGAUCAAAUACUGCAAUAGGAAAUUUUGGACCGCUGCGGCAAUACUCUGGAAUGAAUUCUGUAACGCUUACGGUUCAAAACCAUGGCUGGUGGUUGGAGGCUUCGGAGCAACCAUUGUCCUCUGUCUUACUGCGAUCCAGGUCUUUUGCUUGUUUAAACACUGUGGACCGCGAUCCACAUAAGAGAGAGAGAAUCAACCGUAAGAAGCUUUCAGUUUUGUUUUAUACCGUAAUGCAUGUGGUAUUCUUCCAUGUAUUACAUAAUAAAUUCUAGCAUAGUGAAGAUUCUUAUAUGGACGUAAUAGGCCCAAUAAGAAUUUCUUCCUGUUGCAUGAAAUUGAGUAUGGACUCUACCAUUAUCUACAAAGAUGUUUCCUAGUCAUUACAUCAGGCUCUUUUAUCUUUUGAAUGGUGUAUACUGCUGUGUCUGAAAUGAAGAGUAGUUUAUGGA
Cryptomeria japonica (Japanese cedar) is the source of this 1937-nucleotide messenger RNA. Its product is annotated as putative UPF0481 protein At3g02645. The coding region runs from base 215 to 1669 and encodes 484 amino acids. NCBI's taxonomy places the organism in Eukaryota, Viridiplantae, Streptophyta, Pinopsida, Cupressales, Cupressaceae. The record is from RefSeq and is a predicted model, not a curated record. The transcript has a single exon.